Messenger RNA from Linum trigynum, 1705 nucleotides. Lineage: Eukaryota; Viridiplantae; Streptophyta; Magnoliopsida; Malpighiales; Linaceae. The record is from the annotation of a GenBank genome assembly.
UUACUGCACAUGGACUGAAUCAACAGGAACUGUUUAUUCUGCAGAUGGGAAUGCUGAGUGUCACAAAUGGACAACCAUCCACAGGCUAUCCAUUGGCAUAGCCAGAGGCCUUGACUACCUCCACACAGGACUCCAGAAGCCUGUGGUCCACGGCAAUCUCAAGUCGAAGAACAUAGUCCUCGAUCGCAGUGGAUCGCCUUGCGUAUCAGAUUUCGGCUUGCAUCUGCUGCUGAAUCCUACGACGGCCCAGGAAAUGCUCGAGACAUCUGCAGCCGAGGGAUACAAAGCUCCCGAGCUCAUCAAAAUGAAAGAUGCAAGCGAGGAAACCGAUAUCUACAGCCUGGGAAUAGUAUUGCUCGAGCUGCUCUCGGGUAAAGAGCCAGUGAAUCCGAAUCCAACUCCCGACGAAGAUUUUUACCUCCCAACGUCGAUGAGAAACGCGGUGCUUGAUCGUAGGAUCGCAGACAUUUACCAUCCGGACAUACUUGUAGACAGUGGGAGCGAGAGUGAGAAUUCUGUCAGGGAAGAGUGCAUAUUCAAGUUCUUUCAGCUGGCAAUGUCUUGCUGUUCCCCUUCGCCUUCUCUUAGACCAAACAUCAAACAGGUGGUGUGCAAGCUCGAAGAGAUGGGAAGAUAGCAACCUCUAGAGUCCAGAGGAGCAGAAGUCACUUGGUUUUUUUGUGGGUAGGCACGAAUGAGGAAAAAGUUGCAAUCUUUGGUGGCAGAAACCAAACCCAGAGAGGCAUUCAUCAUGCACACAACAUCCAUGGAUAAUGACAUAAUGGGCUUGUAGCUAGAGUAAUCUACAGACGUGUCCGGGGCCAUGUUCCACAAGAAGCCAGGAAUUGGUGAUCGGUUUUUUAUCGGGUCCUCUGGAAAUUGCGCUUUACGUGCCCAAAAGGCCAAAAGCAUCAUCAUCAGCACAUACAAAAGAGAAAGAUUGGUGCUUUAUCUGGUUGCAGAAGAAGGCAUGCACGUCCAUGAGAAAGUGUCAAUCGCCAAACAGGAAAAAGUGUCACUCUUUCUGUCGUCUAACUGAAGCUAACAAAAGCCUUGGUGGGUUGAAGGAUCGACUCAGCUAUAGCAAUUUCGGUUGGCGGGGUUUCCUUUGAGAAAACUUCCAAACGAAUGAGUCCAAGCGGGCUGAGAACUUUAACCAGAAGUGCAUGGUAAGUUCAUCAAAUUCUCUGUCCUUUUUGUUCUCUUGAUAGCAACACACAAGGAAUUAUCAUCAUUUAUGUAAUAUAAACAGAGUACUACAUAUAUUUAAAUGGAAACCAACUGUAUAGCUUGAUUUGAUCGAUUGAACCUACUCUGUUUUCCCCUGAUAUUGCUCUCGUUUCGUUUUCCCCUGUCCCAUCAUCGCAUCGUUGAUCAACGAGUCGAGCUCGAUAACGAGCCGAGCCUGAACGAGGCAAAUCUCGGCUCGAUUCGCCAUUCAUUAAUGAAACAUCAUGGUUUGUUGGAGAUAGGAGGGAGGCAGUGGCAUCCCAUCUCAUAAUUGCACAUAAUUAAAAACCUCCAACUACCUCAUUACAACAACAAUAAUCAUCAUUAAUGCUUGCUGGAUGGUCAAUGGUGGUCGUUGGUUGGUUGGUUAUAAUUCAUAAACGUGACUCUGGAUUGGAUUGGAUUCCACGCCUGCUGUCUCUCACCAAUGGAGGGACCAUGGCCAUGGGGAAUGGAAUACAGAAGGGGACCAGUU